CUUGAAUACUCUCCAUUGAAGGAGAUACCAUGUGGGAGGAAAGUGUCACGUGACAAAUUCACUCAAUGGCGGAGGAUUAAACAGACGGACUAUCGUAGGGAGUCUUGGGGUACUGAACGGAACCUUCCCGACACCUGACCUGGGUAGGAUAAAGCUGCCGGUAAAAGGGGUGUCCUUGCCGACCGCCAUUCAUUUAUGACGUGCCGGCGGGCUAGUGAAUAGACCUCUGUGGGUGCAAGAGGGACCGGAUCAUUCACCUCCACACGCCUGAGGCCCUCCUUUGCAAGCCCGUCAACCACUUCAUUCCCCUUCAGGCCGACAUGAGCUGGGACCCAUACCAUGGCUUUGGAAGAGGCACAACAUGGGCUGUUUUCCACUCGGAAGGAACCACCCCACCCCGCCAGACCAUGUUAUACAGAUGUAGCCAGAUUUGAAGGGUUGCAUCCGGCAUGUGCCCAAACAUCAGAUAGGAUAUUCUAUCAGCCCCAGUGGCGGACUUUCUCCUGCUAGCAAUGGCUGACCUUAGCUCACUGAGUGAGAAAGUCCGUGAACGUUCCACGAUAAAAUUCGAAGUUCACCUUCCUCGUGUCCCUACAGCUUCACUGGCUUCCCGUCCACGUACAACGUGUCAUACACGAUCCACGAGCGGUGACCGUCCUUCCGGGCUUCCUUCAUCUUCGGGACGAGUCGGCGCCGCUUGUCGAGCACUUCCGGAGGGAAUUGUUCAAACAUUUGGCAGCCCGUUCCUGCCAGGUGUUUCCACUGACGUCGCACGACCUCUCUGUCCUUGAAAAAAGUGAACUUUGCCACAAUAUUACGGAUCUUGCCAACCACUGGUUGCCCCGGGGAACGAUGCACGCGCUCAAAGCGCAUAGCGCAUUAAUCUACAGGCUGAGGUACAAAGCUGCGUCAGAUCAGGUCCGAUUACGUCAGAUUGGUUCCCGAUCAGAAAAGGGGCCAGGCAGGGCCAGUGUCUCAGUUCCUUCUACUACCUCGUAUACUCGUAUAGUGUGGUUCCUCAAUAAGUCUCCAUAUUAACGACACAAAGUUCGCAUGCCCAACAGUCCCCGACGAUAUGAUGCUAUUUUCAUUAACACCAGACGGUCUACAAAGUAUGUUACAUAUAUGCUAUGAAUACACUAGAAAAAAUCGCUACAUGUAUAACGCCAGUAAAUGUAAAAUUGUAGUAUACAAUGACUCUAAACCAAAGCCAAAUCAACAGAAACUACAAUGGUUAAUUGGUCGUGACAUCGUAGAAGAAGCUGAGAGCUACGUUCAUCUUGGGAUAACAAAAGACAAAUACUCGACCCUAAAUGUAAAUAUAGAUGAAUGUUGUGCAAAGCUACGAAGAACUUAUUUUGGUCUUGGUGAAACGGGCCUUAACAGUAACACUGUACAUCCAUUAUCCAUAAAACGUCUUUACGAAAGUGUAGUCCUACCUAAAGCACUCUAUGGCUGCGAAGUAUGGAACAGAUUGACAUCAUCACAAAUAUUGCAACUAGAACGGGCACACCGCACAUGUGUGAAGAAUAUUCAAAGUAUGCCACGACAUACAAGAUCGGACAUAACACUUAGCUGUCUUGCCGUAUACCCACUAGAAACAUAUAUAGACAAGAGAAAGCUACUGUUCUUUGGACAAUUAUGCAGGACCAAUUCUGACAAAAAUCUGAAGCGCCUAUUUAUAUACCGGCUUUUCAGCUUUAUCAAUUCUCCAAGUGAUCAAAUUGGAUUUGUUCCAGAUUUGUAUAGACUAUUUUGUAAAUAUUCAUUGAAAGCUGUACUCGAAGAAUUUAUGGCGACCUCACACUUCCCAAAUGAAAACGCGUGGAAAACAGCAGUCCGAAAAGCGAUUCAUAUUCAUGUAUGUCAAGAGUACAAGUCUAGAGGAGGCGAUACACAGUUAGAAACUUUCAAAACAAUACACUGUGACUACUCCUCAUCGAUUCUGUGGGUCUUCAGUAAAAUCUACAGCGAUCAGCUUCUAUACUGCCGCUCAUCAAUGAGAGUCCUCUGCAAAUUCUUCGGACGACGAUAUACUGUAACAUGUCACCAAUGUAACAUUUUGACUGAAAACAUAGCAGCACACUCAAUACUCUAUUGUAGAAAAACGGACCAGUAUAAACAGCAAAUGUGGAAACAUAUAUACAAAUGCAUGGGUGCGAAAAACUACCAACAGUUUGUGAGUCUUGAACCCGACGAACAAAUGCUCGAACUACUAUCUGGGUUCGUUCACAUUAGCAUGAAUGAUAUGAAACGUGUGUCCUGCUUUAAAAUUGCAGUACGCUAUGUGCACAUUUUAGGACAAUAUAGGUGCAAUGUAUUAAACAUAUAA
Messenger RNA from Mya arenaria, 2332 nucleotides. RefSeq lists its product as uncharacterized. Bases 1076 to 2332 code for a protein of 418 amino acids. The record is from RefSeq and is a predicted model, not a curated record. Lineage: Eukaryota; Metazoa; Mollusca; Bivalvia; Myida; Myidae. The transcript is spliced from 5 exons.